CAUGCAAAUGAUAAUUGUUGUUGUGUUCUGAUGGUUGUGAAGAACAAAGUCAACUGUUAAUCAGCAGUACUUCAAAAUCAGCAACAAUGCUGUUGCUUUGGCGUAAAAGUUAUUUUGGUUUUGUUCUCAGACGUGGUUUGUGCCGAAUAGUUCGGGCAAAAUCGAAAAAGAAUUGUCGUUUACUUCUGAUAUUUAUCAAUCACACAAUUUAUUCGGCAUUAGAUCAAGAAACGCAAUAAGAGCGAUGACGCAAUUACGCGUUCCCACUUCUUCCAAAAUGAAUGCUGUUCUUCUUUCCGAAUAUGGGGGCUCGGAGAACUUAUCAUGGGGUGAAACCGAUCUACCUUUGGGUCCGAAAGACGGGCACAUAAUGAUUCAGGUUAUAGCUGCUGGAGUGAACCGACCGGAUAUCAUUCAAAGAAAAGGUGAUUAUCCCCCGCCUACAGGAGAAUCAGAGAUUCUAGGUCUAGAGGUGUCUGGAUAUGUCGUGAAAUGCGGCAAUAAUUCUUCGAAGUUCAAAAUAGGAGACCGUGUUUUUGCUCUUUUGCCUGGAGGAGGUUACGCUCAAUACGCAACCGUCGACGAACGUCUGGCAAUGGCAAUUCCGCAGAACAUGGAAUUCAAAACAGCAACUGCGAUUCCGGAAAACUGGUUGACUGGGUUCCAGUUGUUGCAUUUGGAAGCCAAGGGGUUUCUGGAUUACUUGAAGGGAAAGCAAGACACCUCGGCCUUAGUGCAUGCAGGAGCGAGCGGAGUGGGAACUGCUUUGAUUCAAUUGACUCGAGAUCUGGGUAUGAAGUGUUACGUUACUGCAGGAUCAGCGGAGAAGAUUGACUAUUGUCUUGCCCUUGGCGCUACAAGUGGUACCAAUUACAAAAUGCACCCCAAAUGGGAUGAAGAACUGGCUCACCAUGAACCCAAAGGCGUUGACAUCAUCCUAGAUUCAGUUGGCGCAUCUUAUUUUGGCCAGAACAUGAAGUCCCUGAAAACUGAUGGCUAUUAUGUUCUUUAUGGUACGCUGGGAGGGUCGAAACUUGACGGAGAAAAUUUGGGCUGGAUUCUUAGAAAAAGACUGAACGUUUUCGGAUCGACUUUAAAAAGCCGUUCAAUGGGAUACAAAAGUUCUCUCGUGAACAAGUUUGAACAUGAAGUUGUCCCAAAAUUUGAAAGCGGCCAGUUCAAAGUAUCAAUUUACGAAGAGUUCUCAGCGGUAGAUGUUAAAAAGGCACACGAUAUGAUGGAAUCUAAUAAAAACAUGGGAAAAAUUGUUCUAGCUAUUACUGAAUAGCUUAAAAAAUCUCCAGAUUUAAAAGCUUGUGGAGCUUAUUUUAAGCUUUAAUCCUAUUUGGAGAAAUAAUGAAAAAUACAGUUUCUUUUAGACC
This is a messenger RNA of Symsagittifera roscoffensis, 1382 nucleotides long. Its product is annotated as quinone oxidoreductase PIG3-like. The coding region runs from base 245 to 1288 and encodes 347 amino acids. Gene Ontology annotation, molecular function: NADPH binding; oxidoreductase activity, acting on NAD(P)H. Lineage: Eukaryota; Metazoa; Xenacoelomorpha; Acoela; Convolutidae. The transcript is spliced from 3 exons. The record is from RefSeq and is a predicted model, not a curated record.